CCUUCUUGCUAUGUGGAUUACAGCUCCCAAUGCUUACUGGACUGCUAUCUCCAUUACUGGAAACUUUGACUAACCAACCAGAGAGGAUCUUCUAUCGCCCGCAGUGACUGUGAUACAGGUGUUAGGCAUUUUCUGCAGUGAAUGUGGACUGUUGUAGACGAGUAUGGAGAUAAACGGUCGUGUCCUGCCUCCGUCGAUACCUGAGGAUGGAGAAGCCCCGGACUCUGUUGCUCACAGGGAGAUAAACGGUUUCCACCAGAGGCUUCCAGGGGACGACGGCGGCGAGGCGGAGGUCCCGGUGUCAAAGUCCCAGAGACGAAAAAGCGAUGUCAAAGUCUAUAAGGAGUUUUGUGAUUUUUAUGCUCGCUUCAACAUGGCCAACGCUCUGGCCAAUGCCAUGUGUGAGCGCUGCAAGAGUGGCUUUGCCCCGGCGGAGAAGAUAGUGAACAGCAACGGGGAGCUGUACCAUGAGCAGUGCUUCGUGUGCGCCCAGUGCUUCCAGCAGUUCCCAGAGGGACUCUUCUACGAGUUUGAAGGCAGGAAGUACUGUGAGCAUGACUUCCAGAUGCUGUUCGCUCCCUGCUGCCACCAGUGUGGUGAGUUCAUCAUUGGCCGUGUGAUCAAGGCCAUGAACAACAGCUGGCAUCCCGACUGCUUCUGCUGUGACAUCUGCCAGGCUGUGCUCGCUGAUGUGGGAUUCGUUAAGAAUGCUGGAAGGCACCUGUGUCGUCCAUGUCACAACAGGGAGAAAGCUCGGGGCCUCGGCAAGUACAUCUGUCAGAAGUGCCACGCCAUUAUUGAGGAGCAGCCCCUCCUGUUCAAGAAUGACCCGUACCACCCUGAUCACUUCAACUGCAACAACUGCGGUAAGGAGCUGACGGCUGAUGCCAGGGAGCUGAAGGGAGAGCUGUACUGUCUGCCCUGCCACGACAAGAUGGGGGUCCCCAUCUGCGGGGCCUGCAGGAGACCCAUUGAGGGCCGCGUGGUGAACGCCAUGGGCAAGCAGUGGCAUGUGGAGCAUUUUGUGUGUGCUAAGUGUGAGAAACCCUUCCUGGGACACCGUCACUACGAACGCAAGGGCCUGGCCUACUGUGAGACGCACUAUAACCAGCUGUUUGGAGACGUGUGCUACCACUGCAAUCGUGUUAUUGAAGGAGAUGUGGUGUCUGCUCUCAACAAGGCUUGGUGUGUCAACUGUUUUGCCUGCUCUACCUGCAACACCAAGCUCACCCUCAAGAACAAGUUUGUGGAGUUCGACAUGAAGCCCGUGUGUAAGAAGUGCUACGAGAAGUUCCCUCUGGAGCUGAAGAAGAGACUGAAGAAGCUCUCUGAAACUGUUGCUCGGAAGUAAACACAGCAGAGCAGCUAUAGGAAGGGACAAAUAGAUUAGAGAUGCAAUUCCGAAUUGACAAUCGUAUGUUACAUUUUGGUCGGUUAUUUCAGCAGAACACACCGCUUCUUGUCCUUUCAAUCGCAGAGGAUAAUUUAACUAGCCUGAAACUGACAGAUGGCCAACAGGCAGAUUGUUGGUCAGUCAGCUAGGUUAUACUUUAACCUCUUUAGUGCCUUUAAACAUAAAUACUGCACUGUAUAUCUUUCACAUGCUUGCCUUAUUUCACUAUAUGUAUUAAUCCUGGUCCUGUAUUUCAAAAUGGAAUAUGAGCUUUAAGAAAACAUAGAAACAUGAGUAAUAAAAAAAAAGGCUGUUAAACUGUUUGCCACCUUGCUUCAUAAUGAAAAUUACGUUUGACUUAUUUUACUGAUACUCUCGUAUAAAAGCAGAGUUAACCCAAAGACAGUUGCGCAAAAUACAGUUUUAUUAAAUGUGUAUAUAUAGUGUAUCAAUAAUGUCCUGUUUUCCACCAACAUGUAUUAUUUUAUGGAUUAUUAAUGUGUAUUUUCUUUAAUAUUAUGCUAAAUGAGAUUUUGUUUAGCUCUAUAAAGUUAGAGUUUUCGACAUCAUACUGUCCUGAUGAACUGGCUUGCUGCAGUGAUGAACUCAGCCAGCAGUUCUUAUGUGCAAUGCAUUAAAUGUGUAAAACAAUCUCUAUGUGAACACUGAGUUGCUAGUUUUCACCCCUACAAUCUAAUGUAAAAUAAUGCAGCAGCAAAAAAUAUAUAUCCCAAGUGUAAACAGUUGAGUUUGUUUUCAUCAGCUUUAAAGUUACAGUAGAGAUGAUGAAGCAACACCUCUGAAAUACUGUCCACAAAUACUGAACAUAAUGAGAUUCACAGUAACAGGACUUAUUGCAUGGCAACUGGUAACUCUGUGUGUCUUGCAGCAUGUUCAGAAACCGGAUGUAGGAGUAUUGUUAGAUGUUGGAGAACAUGUGUCUCUGCUGUUUGUAAUCCAGAGAAAGUGAUCCUCUAAGGUGUAUCGACUUCCUCAGGGCUCAGACCCUCUUAGGAGAGAAAGCCAACUGUACCUAAGGGAAAAGUAGUUUCACUAAUCAUCAUCAUUUCAUCAUAGAACGUUUAUAUUUGACAUAAUAGUUUAAUAAAAACACACAUUCCACUAUUUAAUGGAAAUACAAAGCCUUUGUUGGUAAUACUUUCACUAUCUGUGUCACAAAAUGUUUUAAUGUCAUGUAGAAUUACAAGUACCCUCUUAACGUCAGUUCCCAUAUCUUACUACCAGGGCAACUGAGAUGACUCUACACAGACAAACAAUGCUUUUAUUCUGUAUUUUAUCAUUACAAUGCUUGUCAAGGAACAAUAUUUAUUCAUGUAAUCACACCAAAGUGCAUGUCCUAGACUAUUUUUUAUUAUAUCUAAGGUCAUUUUGUCAACUCAUCUGAAUAAACAUGUAUGUCAAUGCUA
Trematomus bernacchii (emerald rockcod) is the source of this 2820-nucleotide messenger RNA. Its product is annotated as LIM and senescent cell antigen-like-containing domain protein 1. Gene Ontology annotation, biological process: positive regulation of substrate adhesion-dependent cell spreading; cell-cell junction organization; positive regulation of integrin-mediated signaling pathway. Gene Ontology annotation, cellular component: focal adhesion; cell-cell junction; cytoplasm. The transcript is spliced from 10 exons. The record is from RefSeq and is a predicted model, not a curated record. NCBI's taxonomy places the organism in Eukaryota, Metazoa, Chordata, Actinopteri, Perciformes, Nototheniidae. Bases 164 to 1351 code for a protein of 395 amino acids.